Messenger RNA from Antechinus flavipes (yellow-footed antechinus), 1958 nucleotides. It is a transcript of the gene GPR61, whose product is annotated as G protein-coupled receptor 61. Gene Ontology annotation, biological process: G protein-coupled receptor signaling pathway. Gene Ontology annotation, cellular component: signaling receptor complex; plasma membrane; endosome. The transcript has 3 exons. NCBI's taxonomy places the organism in Eukaryota, Metazoa, Chordata, Mammalia, Dasyuromorphia, Dasyuridae. Bases 971 to 1438 code for a protein of 155 amino acids. Gene Ontology annotation, molecular function: G protein-coupled receptor activity. The record is from RefSeq and is a predicted model, not a curated record.
UAAGCCUUGAGCAGGUGGCGAGGAGCCACUGAAGCUCGGGAGCCAUCGGGAUGCUGGUGGCCCCGGGAAGGAGAGCGGUAGGCCCCGGGGAGGCCUCUCAGGGCUCUUCUGAGCUCCACUCACUGCUGGUGCCCUUUGUCGUUGCUCCCCCUUCCCCCACCCUUCGGCGCUCUGGUUUGAGCCUGAACACUCCAAGGGUAUUUGUCCAGACAGGGUCAUUGCCAUUAUCAAGUUGGACAAUGAUGGUGGUAGCAGCUGUCGGCGUGGCUGCUGCCAGUUCUUCUGUGCCCCAACUCCUGGGCACCGACUGCUAUGGGGAUGAAGGCCCAAAACACGCAACCCUUUGCCCCAUCCUGAGCUUCUCCUUAAGCCUGUGAUUAGCCACUUUGGGGUUAGGUGGCUGACCUACCACUGUCCUUCCCUUGGUCUCAUCACCUUCGAUUAUCUUUGCAGAGGCUGAAUGUGUUUUAGCAGUGAUGUGAACUUUGUGGUCAAUUCAUUCUGGGGUUCAGGACCCCUCUGCUCUGUGGAAUGCUCCCGACAUAUAACCAACCAGGUAUUUUUAGGUGGAAAAAGUUUUAAUGGUCCACCUUGGAUGGGGAACAAGGAAGUCCUCAGUGUUGAAGAACUCUGCUCAUUUUUCUUUGUAUCCCUCGAAACUUUGGUAGCCUACCAUUUUUUUCUAAGGCUCUGAGCCAGACCCUGGAGCUGUGAUACCGGCAAAGGUGGAAGCCCACGCUGCCCCAAGCCCCCGGCCAACCCGGACCAGGACUUUGUCACUGGCGAAAAGGCUGGCGAUGAAAGCACUGUGGGAGACUGCCGGAGAAGCUGCCCCCCACGGAACCAAGGAGGCUCGGCUCUGGGCAUGCCGUUCCCGCCGUCUCUCCUGCCUGGGUCCGCAGGGGGCACUGGACUAGUAUGGCUGAUGGGCCUAUGACAGCAGGUGCCCCGGUCCUCCCCUUCCGGCCUCAUGGAGUCCUCCCCUCUCCCCCAGCCUUCAGGGAACUCCUCUACUCUGGGUCUGCUCCCUCUGCCCCAGGGCCCCCCAGGGGUCAACGGCAGCCCAGAGGCUGGGCAUCGGGACGUGGCCUCCGAGUCCGUGGCCCUCUUCUUCAUGCUCCUUUUGGACCUGACGGCUGUGGCAGGUAAUGCGGCUGUGAUGACGGUCAUUGCCAAGACGCCCGCCCUGCGCAAAUUUGUCUUUGUCUUCCACCUCUGCCUGGUGGACCUGCUGGCUGCCCUGACGCUCAUGCCGCUGGCCAUGCUCUCCAGCUCGGCCCUCUUUGACCACGCCCUCUUUGGGGAGACCGCCUGCCGCCUCUACCUGUUCCUGAGUGUCUGUUUCGUCAGCUUGGCCAUCCUCUCCGUCUCCGCCAUCAAUGUGGAGCGCUACUACUACGUGGUGCACCCCAUGCGCUACGAGGACUGGCCUCUUUGAUCUCCCUCCUCAUGGCAGUGACCCACCUUCAGCCCCCUGGACAAUCUGGUACAAGAGACAAAGGUGGGGCAUGGGGAGAAUGGGGUUUCCAGACACUGGCAUUGCCAGUUAGUUCUCUACUCCUGCCCAUCAAUCUCAGAACCAUCUUCAGUUGACAAAGACUUAAGUGUCUCUCCUACCAAGAACCUGGGCAGGAGAGAGAAAAACAGGACACUGGGCUCAGAUGUUAACCAACUGGGACUUGAAUGAUAGUGUUAGUCUCCACUGGUGGCCAAAUCUUAGAGGGAGGGAUAAGUGAGAACAGGAAAACUACCAGUAGCUUCCUGCGCACUCCAUUCUUCCUGGUUUUACUGGUGGAUAGGGUGAGCCCACAGUAUCUCAACAUGGUCACAGGGCCACAUCAGAACUAGAGUAAUGGGGCCAGCACCUGACCAAAUUUCUGGCUCAUAAAGUGAAGUGAGAAAGUGAGCUCAUUCUUCUCUUUGAGCAGCCAAUAAAUGUUUUCUUUUUUAAAAAGUUA